CAAAAUGAGAAUUGCCUUAAUUACCGUGUUUACUAUUACAACACUAGUAAUGGGACAUCCCAUUAACAAUGAGGUGGCUAAUGCAAUACGGCAAGUAUUCCGCAAGGUUAUUAGUGCCGUGGAUAUGAACAUAGAUGGCCGAAUCACUGAGGAAGACAUUGAUUUAUUCAUCGAGAACGUCGGCACGUCAAUAAACGACACAAAUGCAGAAAGUUUAGUUGAUAAGGUUGACAUACGUGGACAAGGACAGAUUACAUUUCACACACAGAGGAAUAAAACAUUUACGAUUAAUCUUUUGCCUGAAUCUACAUAACCGUGUACCUCAGACAAUAUUUGUGAAUGUGCA
Messenger RNA from Dicrocoelium dendriticum, 346 nucleotides. NCBI's taxonomy places the organism in Eukaryota, Metazoa, Platyhelminthes, Trematoda, Plagiorchiida, Dicrocoeliidae. The record is from the annotation of a GenBank genome assembly.